This is a messenger RNA of Sphaerulina musiva SO2202, 1267 nucleotides long. RefSeq lists its product as uncharacterized. The record is from RefSeq and is a predicted model, not a curated record. NCBI's taxonomy places the organism in Eukaryota, Fungi, Ascomycota, Dothideomycetes, Mycosphaerellales, Mycosphaerellaceae. Bases 1 to 966 code for a protein of 321 amino acids. The transcript has a single exon. Gene Ontology annotation, molecular function: nickel cation binding.
AUGGAAAGCCGUGAACUAGCCUCACAAGAACAACUACCACGGCCAACCUCACAAGAAUCACCAGCCACAACCUCCAAACCAACAUCCCCAGAAGCAAACCCUCUACCCAUCCACCCAACACCACCCUCGACAACAACAACAACAACAACAAAUUCCCACCCAUCCCUCCACAAUCUCCUCCUCCUCUCCGACUCGGCCCUGCCUCUAGGUUCCUUCGCCUACAGUUCCGGUCUAGAAUCCUUUCUCGCCCACCACAACCUAAGCGGCCCCAAAAGCCACGACGCAACCCGUCUUUCCGCCUUUGAGACGUUUCUCGAACAAUCCCUCCACAAUCUCGCUUCGACUUCUCUCCCAUAUCUCCUGACCGCCUGGCACUCUCCCUCUCAGCUCUUCGAUUUGGAUAAUGAUCUGGACGCUAGUACACUCUGUACAGUCGCGCGCCGAGCAUCUAUUAAUCAAGGUCGAGCGCUAAUGGGUGUAUGGGAACGAGCCUUUGCAUCGACUUGUUCGAAUUCCUCUUCUACUAACACUACUACUACUACUUCCACCUCCGCAUCCCAAUCCCUGCACAAAUUCUCCCUCGCCCUCAAAUCCCCUCCUCCCCCAAACCAUCCAUCAUCUCUUCCAGAACUAGUACCCCCACCCACCACCACCCCCCCUCAAGCCCAUUUCGCCCCCCUCUUCGGCACAAUCUGCGCAGCCCUAUCCCUCUCACGCCACUCAACGGCAUAUAUAUUCCUUCUCAACCACGCCAAAGCCGUGCUCUCAGCCGCCGUGCGAGCGAGUAUUCUCGGCCCCUAUCAAAACCAAGCGAUUCUGGCAAGUGGGAAAUUGCAGAAUUGGAUCCAGAAGUGUAUUGAAGGGAAUGAGGCAAGGUCGUGGGAGGAUGCGAGGACGGAGGUUCCGGUGAUGGAUUUGUGGAUGGGGAGGCAUGAGUUGCUUUAUUCGAGGAUUUUUAAUUCUUGAAAUUGAAUGACUUUUUGGGGAGGUUUGUUGAUGGACUUCCUUUUUUUGGGGGAGGGGGAACAAUACGGCAUUUUUUGUCCAUGUCUAGCUGUAUUCAGGCAGUUGUUGGUUCGAUGCUGUGGCGGUCUAGGCUACCUAUGGGCAUGGCAUUAUUUGAUGUGGCUCAGUCUGGGAGGAGUUGCACAAGUUGAUGACGAUGAGCUAUGGUUUCCCAAACGUUCUACCAACUCGCCAUACUAUACCGCUCUUCAAACUCCAUAUUCCUGCUCGAAUGCCAUACUCAAACCUGUCGUAGUCCCAG